Messenger RNA from Siniperca chuatsi (mandarin fish), 2735 nucleotides. It is a transcript of the gene macrod2, whose product is annotated as mono-ADP ribosylhydrolase 2. Bases 193 to 1425 code for a protein of 410 amino acids. Gene Ontology annotation, cellular component: nucleoplasm. Gene Ontology annotation, molecular function: ADP-ribosylglutamate-[protein] hydrolase activity. Lineage: Eukaryota; Metazoa; Chordata; Actinopteri; Centrarchiformes; Sinipercidae. The record is from RefSeq and is a predicted model, not a curated record. Gene Ontology annotation, biological process: DNA damage response; purine nucleoside metabolic process; peptidyl-glutamate ADP-deribosylation. The transcript is spliced from 18 exons.
UAAUUUACGGCGCAAGCACUGUAGGUUGAGGCCGACUGAGGUCCAUAGAAAUUUGACAGCUUCACAGGUGAGACAACCGUCCAGAGGCUGUUUCACUUUACAUUUCAGCUUUUUCCCGGAACACUAUUCUCUGUGAGCCUGGGGUUGCCACAGUCAAAAAACAACCAUUCGAAGUCUAAUCAUUCCGGCAGCAUGAGCAAAAAGAAAAAGGACUGGAAGACUGAAAGAGAGAGACUGCUCCGUCUUGAUCGAGAGGAGAGACGCAAGGAGUAUCGUCGUCAAGAUUUUACACCUCUGGACAAGAUUCCAACCUGGGGAGAGGAAAACCGAUCCAAUCACAAAGAGGAAGGGAAGGAGCUGACAGGUGGAGGAGGGCUGAGUGAUAAAAUAUCUCUCUACAAAGGAGAUAUUACCGUCUUGGAGGUGGAUGCCAUAGUCAAUGCUGCAAACUCCACUCUUCUGGGAGGAGGCGGAGUCGAUGGCUGCAUACACAAAGCGGCAGGAUCCUGUCUGUAUGAUGAGUGCCAUUCACUAAAUGGCUGUGAUACCGGCAAAGCCAAGAUCACCUGCGGCUAUGAUCUCCCUGCAAGAUAUGUGAUCCACACCGUGGGCCCGGUGGCCAGAGGUCAUGUGGGCCCUACCGAGACCAAUGACCUCACCUCCUGCUACCAGAACUCCCUCAGGCUGAUGAAGGAGCAUGGCUUGAGCACUGUGGCCUUCCCAUGUAUAUCCACAGGCAUCUAUGGCUUUCCCAAUGAGCCUGCAGCUGACAUUGCUCUGAACACAGUAAAGAGCUGGAUCGAAGAGAAUCCUGAUAAGAUCACACGGGUCAUUUUCUGUGUCUUCCUUGAGACCGACUUUGCCAUCUACAAGAAGAAAAUGUCUGUCAUUUUCCAAGACAAUGACAUGGAGGUUACAGAGGAGCAGCUGAAGGGAGAUAACACACCACCAUCUACAAAAUCCACAACCAAGGAAGAAAGUGAAGACAGCAACAAAGGUAAAGAGGAAACAGGUGAUGAAGAAGAGGGUGACAAUGAUGCUGCGGGACAGGAAGACAUGGAGAUGGCGAGUCAAAACCCAGGAAACAAGGAGCCAAAUCAAGAAAAGGAUAACGAUGAAAAUGAAAACCAAGACAAAGAUGAAGAUAUAGGUAUUGACAACGACAAAGACAAAGGUGAAGACAAAGGCAUCGAUGACGAUAAAGAUAAAGAUGAAGAGAAAGCAGAGGAAGAGCAGCCUGCUGCAAAGACAGAAGACGACGACACAGCAAAGUCCACUGUGGAGAUGGAAGAUGUCUCUAAGAUCAACAACACUGACACCAGCAAUGGAGAAGAGAUAAAAGAUCAUGUCAAGAGCUCAGAGGAACCUGAUUCGAUUCUAAGUGACAGCAUUCAGUCCAAAGACACUGUUGAGAAGAAAGAAUGACCAGCUGAGGGAAGGACAAUCAACCUCAUCUGACAGCCAGCAAACUGUGCGAAGCCAACCCCACUGGUGUCAGACUGGCCCAUGUCAGUAUGGGCUCUGACACUGGCCUAGGCCAACCAGUUACUCACAAGAUGCUCACAUUCACUACUUUAUUUAGCCUUUUCCCUCUUUGUUAAGAAACUACUCAUCCCUGAAGUAUGUAUGCACUGUAUGCACUGUAUAUGUAUGUAUGAACAAAACCUUACUAUAGGACUUGAACAUAUCAACCAGAAAAGAUGAGCCAUACCUCACUCUGUGUUAGAGUCAUACAUCAUUUUGCCAGCUGGGUGCGAUGAGAUAAACCAGGUUCAAAUCUCUUUAUUUGAUCUAUACCCACUGUGAGAGCAUGGUGACGCUGUCAGAGGACAACAGCCACAGCUCCUACAUGUUGACAGUCUAGGCUGGGUGAUGCUUAACAUCAACCAUCCUUUUGUUCUUACAACCCAAAUACCGCCGCCACAGUCAUGAUGACAUUCAACAGUGGAAUACCUGACAACACCCUGCAUUUGUAGGCCUCUUUGGAGUGCAACACACUGACACCUGCCAUGUCUCCUCACACGCUACUGCAGCUGGAGCUCCAGUAUUUAGUCAAAUCAGCCAAUACCUUCAGACCACAGUCUGUAAGGCAGUGUGUCAUUCCCCGGCCUUUUAUCUAGGAACGUCACUGAUCACGUCUGAUCUCCGCCGCCGCUGCUGUAACUGCAGCUUAACUCGUUUUACCAGGAAACUGUUCAUCAACGCCCGCGCACACUAAAGAGGAUGUGAGUGUCUUUUAACAAAUCGAUUAGUUCUUUUCCCCCUUUUUCAUUGCUGUUUCCAGUGCAUGCCAGAAAAUUGCUUUGAACUUCACCAACAUAAACAGGAAUUACAGUCGUCUUCGCUUUUGCUUGUCUCCUUACCAGAUUGUCUCUAACUGUAUUGAAGGAAUCUGCCUUAUUUCAUAUCAAACAACAAAAUCACAAUCACAGACCUAAGGAGGUGGUCCAAGUAUGAAUUCUUGGUUGUGUAUUGCUUGCAAUUGAUUUGUAAUUUUAAGUACAUCAUGUAAUGGCUAAUGCCUGUUGUUAAUGGUUUUUCCUCAGUUGAUUUAGAAAAAUGAUUUCUUUUAAAUGUUGGUAUGAUUCAUGAAUAAUUUUCAGUGGUGCCAUACUAAAGAUCAGAUGAAUUACAGUUCUAUGAAAUGAUGCCUUCAUACUUUGAUGUUUGCUUUGCUAAACUAUAACAGAAACAACUAAUAAAAUCUAAGGUGGAAGCCAUGUCUCAGCUUUUAA